Messenger RNA from Phacochoerus africanus (Common warthog), 4357 nucleotides. It is a transcript of the gene EYA1, whose product is annotated as EYA transcriptional coactivator and phosphatase 1. Gene Ontology annotation, cellular component: nucleus. Gene Ontology annotation, molecular function: protein tyrosine phosphatase activity. Lineage: Eukaryota; Metazoa; Chordata; Mammalia; Artiodactyla; Suidae. The record is from RefSeq and is a predicted model, not a curated record. The transcript is spliced from 18 exons. Bases 643 to 2394 code for a protein of 583 amino acids. Gene Ontology annotation, biological process: cell differentiation; multicellular organism development; negative regulation of extrinsic apoptotic signaling pathway in absence of ligand.
CCGUGCUCCUUUCAAUUGUUGCAUUUAAACCAAUAAGGUUAGGACAAGAGAAUAGCUGUGGUUUGCGUUGCAAAAACAAAAAAAGCCCCGAGGCUCCACGGGCAGACCUACAAGGCUGCGCAAACAAAUCGGGGAUGAGAUGGUGCUGUUUCUUUGUCUGGGCUUCUCAGAUGCUAUCUGCUGCUGCUGUUGAGAAGGAAAGAGCGCGGGGCUCAAAGCGGUGACCAAACACAACGGUGGGAGCUGAUGGCUCCGAGUUUGGGGCGAGGUAGAAACUCUCCAGUGCCACUUCCGACUCUAAGCCUUCCUGUUGCCGUCCAGUGUGGCGGUUUUCUUGCCGGGGCCCGCGUGUGCGCUCAGUCGCUCGGCAGCCCGAGCCUGCAGCAGCGGCCAGGCGGCGGUCCCCGCGGCCCGGCGUCCCCACGCCGACGCGCUCCGCUGGCAGCAGCGCCGGGCUCGGCUGGGAGCCCCUAAGAGCUCUCCCGCGUCCCCUGCCCAGGAGCCCAGCUAUGUCAGGCAUGGAGGUUUGCUAAAGCAGAAAAUUCGGAGGAGCCCAUUAAACUGGUGGAUGCAGCAGAUGUAAGCGCUGUGCAAACAUCUCAAACCAGUUCAGAUGUUGCUGUUUCCUCGAGGUGCAGGUCUAUGGAAAUGCAGGAUCUAACCAGCCCGCAUAGCCAUCUGAGUGGUAGUCGUGACUCCCCCAAACUCGAUAACUCUCAUAUAAAUAGUAAUUCCAUGACUCCCAAUGGCACAGAAGUUAAAACAGAGCCAAUGAGCAGCAGUGAAAUAGUUUCAACAACAGCAGACGGGUCUUUAGACAAUUUCUCAGGUUCAGCCAUUGGGAGCAGUAGCUUCAGCCCAAGACCAAGUCACCAAUUCUCCCCACCACAGAUUUAUCCUUCCAAACCAUACCCACAUAUUCUCCCUACCCCUUCCUCACAAACUAUGGCUGCAUAUGGGCAAACACAGUUUACCACAGGAAUGCAACAAGCUACAGCAUAUGCCACAUACCCACAGCCGGGACAGCCCUAUGGAAUUUCCUCCUACGGCAUCAAGACUGAAGGUGGAUUGUCACAGUCUCAGUCACCUGGACAGACAGGAUUUCUCAGCUAUGGCACAAGCUUUGGUACCCCUCAACCUGGACAGGCACCAUACAGCUACCAGAUGCAAGGUAGCAGUUUUACAACAUCAUCAGGAUUAUACACAGGAAAUAAUUCACUCACAAAUUCCUCUGGAUUUAACAGUUCACAGCAGGACUAUCCAUCUUAUCCCAGCUUCGGCCAGGGUCAGUACGCACAGUAUUAUAACAGCUCUCCAUAUCCAGCACAUUAUAUGACAGGCAGCAACACCAGCCCUACGACGCCGUCCACAAACGCCACUUACCAGCUUCAGGAACCACCAUCUGGCAUCACCAGCCAAGCAGUUACCGAUCCCGCAGCAGAGUACAGUACAAUCCACAGCCCAUCGACACCCAUUAAAGAUUCAGAUUCUGAUCGAUUGCGUCGAGCUUCGGAUGGGAAGUCACGUGGACGGGGCCGAAGAAACAAUAAUCCUUCUCCUCCCCCAGAUUCUGAUCUUGAGAGGGUGUUCAUCUGGGACUUAGAUGAGACAAUCAUCGUUUUCCAUUCCUUGCUGACUGGGUCCUAUGCCAACAGAUAUGGGAGGGAUCCACCUACUUCAGUUUCCCUCGGACUACGAAUGGAAGAAAUGAUUUUCAACUUGGCAGACACGCAUCUAUUUUUUAAUGACCUAGAAGAAUGUGACCAAGUUCAUAUAGAUGAUGUCUCUUCGGAUGACAAUGGACAAGACCUAAGCACAUAUAACUUUGGAACAGAUGGCUUUCCUGCUGCAGCAACCAGCGCUAAUUUAUGCUUGGCAACUGGUGUGCGGGGCGGUGUAGACUGGAUGAGAAAGUUGGCCUUCCGCUACAGACGAGUAAAAGAGAUCUACAAUACCUACAAAAAUAAUGUUGGAGGGCUGCUUGGUCCGGCCAAGAGGGAAGCCUGGUUGCAGCUGAGGGCUGAGAUUGAAGCCCUCACCGACUCGUGGUUGACACUGGCCCUGAAAGCACUCACGCUCAUCCACUCCCGGACAAACUGUGUUAAUAUUUUAGUAACAACUACUCAGCUGAUCCCAGCAUUGGCAAAAGUCCUGCUUUAUGGAUUAGGAAUUGUAUUUCCAAUAGAAAAUAUUUACAGUGCAACUAAAAUAGGAAAGGAAAGCUGUUUUGAAAGGAUAAUUCAAAGGUUUGGGAGAAAAGUGGUGUAUGUUGUCAUAGGAGAUGGUGUGGAAGAGGAGCAAGGAGCAAAGAAGCACGCCAUGCCCUUCUGGAGGGUCUCCAGUCACUCGGACCUCAUGGCCCUACAUCAUGCCUUGGAACUGGAGUACCUGUAAUAGCCACAGAGCACUUUGAAGCCACACCACCGCCCCGUAACCAGGAACAAAUCCAGCAGGCUUGAGUCCUGCGUUGGCACCGGACUCCAGACUGACCAUUUCAACCUACCGAUGCCCAGCCGCCUGCCGUGGGUCGGCACCGCCACCCUUGUGGUACAGGGAGGACGACCUCCCUUUCUUCAAAAUGGCUGUUGACUCUAGUACUGUGAAUCCGAUGAAAGCAAGCCAUGAGAAUGUUCUAGCACCGUGGUGAGGUGUCUUGGCCACAUGAACUACAUGGUUCAAACCUGUGAAGAAAGGACCUGCAGACGCUGACGUUUUUAGCAUCUUCAAUGUGACAUGAACAGCUUCUCCAAUGCAGCAAACUUGAUUGCACAACAAAGACUAAAAUGGGUUUCCUGAAUACCAGUGGGGGGGAGUUUUCUUGGAAAAGGUUUACUUUUUUGGUGUCUCAUACCCAGGGUGAUCUCUAUAUCUCUACUUAUUUAUGAACAGACUUUUUAAAAAAAUAAAAAUAAAACAGCUUUAUCGAGGUAUACUUCAAGGACCCUGCCGUUCACUCGAACAGAUGACUUUGACAUCAAAUAACUGAAGAGGUAAUAGCAUGAGAGAGAAGCGAUGGAAGGCCUUGGCCUCACGACAUAGCAAGGACUUUGAAUUUUAGCACAUUGCAAAGUAGUUUAAAAUAUGUCUAAUUUAAGCGUAUAAUAUGUACAUCACUGAGACAAUCAUGUACAGAAAGAAUUUUUGGUGUAAAUUUGUAAUAAUGGAUGAUUCUUUUACAUAUUGUUUAGGAAAAUGAUAUUGAAAGGUAGCAAUGCCUUGAUAGUGCAGAGUGAGGCAGUACGUAACAAAAGACGUGCAGUGCCUUAUCGAAGUACUGGGUAUAAAUAUGUAGAUAAUGGAUUUCUUUUUUUUUUUUUAGAUAAUGUUGUCAAGACCAAAAGCAUGGAUGUCAAGUGUCUAUAGGAUUUUGUUUUCCAAUCCCCCCCUUUUCCUUUUUGUUUAAUGCUGUUAGGAGGACCUCUGUAAAAUUACACAGCAGUGUCUUAAAUAAUUUGGGGGGGAAAAACAGUCCUCUUGCAACCUCACUUUUUUGUUUUCAAUACUAAUGUAUUAUAUGUAACUACUUGGAAAAAAGUGAUUAUUCAAGUGCUUCUUCCCACAAAGAAUGUAGAUGAUAGAUAUAUUUUAUUAAUGAAACGGUUCAUGAAUUGGACACUUAACUAGCCAAGUUCUUAUAUGCUCAGAAGACAAUGUCUGCAUUUUCUUUUUAAGGAAGGACGUUACCACAUAUCUGGAAAUCAGCAAAACUGUAUUACUUCCUACAUUCAUGUUCUCUUAUUUUUAUCCACACCUUUCUCCCAGUCCCCUUUCCCCCACCCCACCCUCCCAGGAAAGUUCAUUGUCACCAGUGGACAUGGCCCCAUCAGCAUCACCCAGGAGAUAAUGUGACUUUUCACCCUCAUUAUGAAUUACACAGACAAGCAUAAAUCUGGGAAAUAAAAACCCUUCACUUUAUAUUACCCUAAGAAAGUUUCUCCAGAAGUGAUCAGUUAGCUUAGCUAGGCACUUAGUUCUUCUCAUCUAAAGCCUUCCAUUGUCAUGAAAUUACUUUUUGGAACAAUUUUCUUGACUAUUUUAUUUGGGGGGGGGGGACACAAGCUUUGACCCAAAGUAGCUAAAGAACUAUUCUUUUUCUGAAGCCUCAUGUUGCUGCUAGAAUUAGUCAGUUGUGAAUCCUCCAAAUUGUUUAAUCAUUGAAUUCAGUUUUUUUUUUCUCUUUUGUUUGAAGCAAACAGAAAUUGACAGGUUUUUUUAGCCUUUCCAUUUUACGUUUUUGUACUCUGCAGGUGGAAAAGACAAAAGUUUAUCUUGACCUUACUGUCUAAAGGUGUGUCGUGUCCACAACUGUGUACAGAAUUUUUCUUCAUUAAAUUUGUGUUUAAAUUAAUAAAACUGA